GCGGCCGUCGAGUGGAGUGUUUGUUGUGCUUUUGGACUACAGCAACAAACUUUGACGUUAUCCACGCGAUAAAAUGGAGCAAGAAACAAGGAAAGGGUUUUCACAUCGAUUACAUCAACUGGACUUGGAGCAAAUUGAAAUACGUUAUGAAGCUGGAAAGAAGUACAGCGAGCAGUAUGUCAUGGAAAAAAAACUUGCAAAAUUAAAACAACGGAGAGAUGAAUUGAAAAAGCUGCUGCAGAUAAAACCUAAACAGGUUCUGCAAGAUUUUGCAAAGAAGAAACCUCCAAGGAGUCCUAAGAAAAGUCCAAAUGAAACAGUUGCAAAAGUUAUGAGAUCUGUAACACGAAGGAGACUGCAGGAACAAUGUAAAGCAUAUAGACUAACAGGUACAGUUUCACUCAAAGAGCAUUUUUAG
This is a messenger RNA of Saccoglossus kowalevskii, 418 nucleotides long. RefSeq names its product centromere protein O-like. The record is from RefSeq and is a predicted model, not a curated record. NCBI's taxonomy places the organism in Eukaryota, Metazoa, Hemichordata, Enteropneusta, Harrimaniidae. Gene Ontology annotation, cellular component: Mis6-Sim4 complex; kinetochore.